This is a messenger RNA of Closterium sp. NIES-65, 1872 nucleotides long. The record is from the annotation of a GenBank genome assembly. NCBI's taxonomy places the organism in Eukaryota, Viridiplantae, Streptophyta, Zygnematophyceae, Desmidiales, Closteriaceae.
AUGACUUUUGAAAACUCGCAAAAACUAACCGAAGCAGCAGCAGGAGCACCGGGAAGAUUCCGAGGGGAAGGAGGGUUUGGAGGAAAUGGGGAAGGAAUGAGCCGCGGGAGUCCGUCUCUCGGUCCGUACCCGCAUCCCGGGUUGAACGGAGGUGAUCCGCGCUUGCAAGGGUUUUCCGAUCCCGGCGGGCCGUUCGACCAGCGUGUUUCCUCGUUAGAAGGGUCCCCGUUUGGGAGAAAGUCCGUGGAGGCAGGCAGAGGCUCUCCCAGCCGAUCGUCUCUUAGUAACUGGCCGUAUGGGGCGAAUGAGGGCGAAACGGAUAGAGGAAUAGGCGGAGGAGAGGGGCGUGGGGACAGCCGGUUAACCCUUCGCGGGGAGCAGUUUCCGUCUGCCCAGCAGCAGCAGCAGCAGGGUGGGAUAAUGGGUGCAGUGACUUCGAAUGCUAACGGUGGAGCCUUUAACGCGGACGAGCUUACUCUGGAGCAGCUGACCGACCCUGCUGCUGUGGCGGCGCUGGAAGGCCCGUCGAGCCAGCAGACGAUUAUGGACCUUCUCGCCGCUGCCGGCAACGCCUUCGCCGCUCCACAGUUGAAAGCCUCUGGCCUUCACCAGCAGCAGCAGCAGCAGUAUCCGCAGCAGGAGCAGCAGCAGCAGCAGCAGUUUCAGCAGCACCACCAGCAGCAGCAACAGCAGCAGCAGCAGCCGCAGGCGCAGCAGGGAAGGGCGCAGGCAACAGCGCGCAAGCUAUUCAAUGACGACAUGUUUCCGCCCCUGGGCUCGCCCUCCGCCCCCCCGCCCGGCAAGGCCGGGAUGAGCGCGCAAGGCAGUGGCGGCGGGACGGGGAGAGGCGCAGCAGGCGCGGAGGGGGAUGGGGCUGAAGGCGGCGCCGGUGUUGGAAAGGGCGCGGAGGAUGUGAGGAAUUCUUUGGAGGCGCUGGCGGAAGAUAUGAAAGCGUUCGACCUCUCUGGUGACCCGACUGGUGACUCGGCAGAGGAGGCGGAGCGCAAGGAGCAGCUCAUGCGCACGCUCACGCGCGUGGCGGGCGCCACGUACCCGUCCGCGCAGCUGUUCCUGUACGGCUCGUGCGCCAACUCGUUCGGCGUGCGCAACUGCGACGUGGACGUGUGCCUGGCGUUGGACGGCCCAGAUGUGUCGCGUGUGGAGGCACUCACCCACGCGCGUGUGCCGAUAGUGAAGUUCAUGGAUCCAGCAUCGGGGGUGGCGUGUGACAUGUGUGUCAACAACCUGGCAGCCGUGGCCAACAGCCGCCUGCUGGCGGACUAUGGGCGCCUGGACGAGCGCGUGCGCCAGCUGGCGUUCCUCGUGAAGCACUGGGCGAAGCGGAGGCAGAUCAACGAAACUUUCCGCGGCACACUUUCUUCCUACGCCUACGUCAUCAUGUGCAUCCACUACCUGCAGCAGCGCCAGCCGCCCAUUCUGCCAUGCCUGCAGGAGAUGCAGCCGCACACAUACCGCGUGCAGGUGGGCGGCGUCGUUUGUUCCUACUACGACAAGGUGGACACGCUGCAGGGCUUUGGGGCGGCGAACGGGGAGACGGUGGGCGAGCUGCUGGCGGGGCUGUUUGAGUACUGGGCCUUCCGCCACGACUACAACCGCUGCGUCAUCAGCAUCCGCACCGGCGGCUUCCUCAGCAAGGAGGAGAAGGAGUGGACGAGGCGAGUGGGCAACGAGAGGCACCUGAUCUGCAUAGAGGACCCUUUUGACCUCGCCCACGACCUGGGCCGUGUGGUUGACCGCGCCUCCAUCCGCGUGCUGCGGGAUGAGUUCCACCGCGCCGCCAAGCUCAUGAGGCACGACCCCGAGCCGUAUGUCACGCUGUUUGAGCCGUACGUUCGGGAAGAUGAACGGUGA